GUUCUCCCUCUUUCUUCUCUCUCUAGGGCUGUUUGAAGUUGGAUGCAAAAAUCACUUCCAAGCAGAAACCCUUCUGGGUCAACAGUAGCUAGACAAACUAACAACAAAGGCUUGGAGACAUUUUGUUGGUUGGUUCUCUCUGCUCUCUCUAAGCUUCUGAAUCUGAGGUUGUCAUUAAUAGAUCGAGUUAUACACGCAUGAAUCCUCUCCAAGAUACAUGGUCUUCAUUUUCUCCAGAUUCAUUUCUGGAGGAUGAUCUGAUGAACUCCAUCCAACCUGAUUUGGAGAUGAACCAAAAUUACUCUAUUGAUCAACCAACAAAUCAGUACCCUUCCUUUCCCAAUCCUCCUGAGAUGCCUUCCUCUGCAGAAGCUCCGUUUAAGGUUACUUUGACUUUCACCAAAUCUGGAAAUCAGAAAACAAUACUAUUUGGAAAGCCCACUUCACCAACUUCAUCUGCACCCUCCCCAUUUAUUUCUUUUGGCAGCUUAAAUGGAAUGGCAAAAAACAGUACUAAUGUUAUAAAGAAAGAAUCUGCAGAGACAAUUUGCUUUAAGAAAAUGGAUUCCUCCGGAAGCAGCAGUUGUUCUUCAUCAUCUUUCUCGGAAGAAAAGCAACAAUAUUGGGAUGUUGAUCAUGAUGAUGAUGAUGAUGAUCAGUUCUUAGGUGCUUUGAGUGAUAAACCAAUGUCUGUUCAGAGAAAUACCAGGACGCCAUUACAAGCGAAAUCUCAUGUUGUUGCUGAAAGGAAGAGGCGAGAGAAGCUGUUGAAGCGAUUUAAGGAUUUGUCAGACUUGAUUCCUGGCCUAAAAAAGUUGGAUAAGAUAUCGAUCAUCAAUGGAGCUAUCAAUAUCUUGAAAGGAUAUGAAGACCAAAUCAAGGCUCUACAAGAAGAGCUUGACGAAGAAAGGAGAAAAAGGGAAUCGGUUCAAGAUGAUGCUCAUGAGGAAAAGCCAACUGUUUGUUGUGAUGACGAUGAUGAUGUCGAGGCAGAUUAUCCCAAAUAGAAAAAGAAGAAACUCCAAAAUUAAUGUGCUGGUUGAAGUCAAAUCUCCCAAUUAAAUUUGGUUCAAUGCAUCAGUUUGUUAGUUCAUUAAACUGAGGAAAUUUUUAUUCGUGCAUGUAACAAAAGACUAAGGUUUUUUUUUUUUUUUGCUCUAAAUUUUGGGGUGACUGUAUCCCUAUUUGGCAUUGUCUGAGCC
Messenger RNA from Oldenlandia corymbosa var. corymbosa, 1202 nucleotides. Lineage: Eukaryota; Viridiplantae; Streptophyta; Magnoliopsida; Gentianales; Rubiaceae. The record is from the annotation of a GenBank genome assembly.